Messenger RNA from Musa acuminata subsp. malaccensis (wild Malaysian banana), 2790 nucleotides. Its product is annotated as granule-bound starch synthase 2, chloroplastic/amyloplastic. Lineage: Eukaryota; Viridiplantae; Streptophyta; Magnoliopsida; Zingiberales; Musaceae. Gene Ontology annotation, molecular function: alpha-1,4-glucan glucosyltransferase (UDP-glucose donor) activity. The record is from RefSeq and is a predicted model, not a curated record.
UCAAUCCACCGUGUGCGGUUGACAGAAGAAGAAGAAGAAAGACGCCCGUGUUCACCUCGUUUCCGGCCGGCCCGAAAUGUUCUCCCAACUCCUCUCCUCCCCGCCGGUCCCACCGGCGUCAUCGCGCGCCGGCGCGGUGGCGUGCCGCCUCUCUCACAUUGCGACGCGCCCGCUCACGCCUUCUCCGCUCCCCACCAGAAAAAUCCGACUCAAUUGUAUUGAUUAUAAUGGAAGUGCUUGCACGGUGAGGUUUAUGAAUGCUGUCUACCAUGGACUAUCAGUUGGAUUGGUUCGAAUCAACCAAAUGAAGGGAAAUCCCCCAGGAGCAAUUAGGAGAAGCAGCAGUGCCGAGGGACAAGAGGACAGUGACAAAGAUGAUGAGGAUAUCACUGAUGAUGCCCUUCGAGCUACCAUCAAACAGAGCAAGAAGGUCUUGGAAAUACAGAAGAACCUGCUGCGACAGAUUGUUGAAAGGAGAAAAUUUGUAUCAUCUAUAAAAGAUAAUUUUGUUACAAAAGAAGAGGAAACAGUUUCUUACAAUCAGAAUUAUAGUUCUUUCUCGAACAUGGAUAUAGAUAAUGAUGAAGAUUUUGAUAGGACAAACAACCCUUGGAGUUACUCUGACAAUUAUGCUCAGACAACUGAAGCUGAUGUUCUUGAUUAUGGGGAGGAAACAAUAGACGGCAUAGAAGUUGAACAAUCUGUGGCAGAAACUCUUGGACUGCUAAGAGAAGCCGAUUUGGAGCCGUCUCAGCCUCAGGAUAUGCCUCCAGUUAUUUUUGAAGAGUCUGAAUAUUAUACUAUGAAUGAUGAGAUCCUUGAGGUCUCUGCAGAAGAGGGUAUGCAAGGUUCAAAUGAGCAACAAGAGGUGCCACCUGAGGAAGGAAUUAUGGACUCUGCACCUUUGGCUGGCCCGAAUGUCAUGAAUGUCAUCGUGGUGGCUGCAGAAUGUGCUCCAUGGUCUAAAACAGGUGGGCUUGGAGAUGUUGUUGGAGCUUUACCUAAGUCUUUGGCCAGGAGAGGCCAUCGAGUUAUGGUAGUGGCACCAAGAUAUGGCAACUAUGCUGAGCCUAAGGAAGUAGGAGUUAGGAAAAGGUACAAGGUCGAUGGGCAGGACAUGGAGGUUAUGUAUUAUCAUGCCUUUAUUGAUCGUGUCGAUUUUGUUUUUAUCGAUAGCCCUGUUUUUCGCCACAUUGGAAAUGAUAUAUAUGGUGGAAACCGACUGGACAUUUUGAAAAGGAUGAUUUUGUUCUGCAAGGCAGCAGUUGAGGUUCCUUGGCAUGUUCCAUGUGGUGGCACCUGCUAUGGAGAUGGGAAUCUGGUUUUUGUUGCGAAUGAUUGGCAUACUUCCCUGCUUCCUGUUUAUUUGAAGGCAUAUUACCGUGAUAAUGGGCUGAUGAUAUAUGCUCGCUGUGUCUUGGUGAUACACAACAUAGCACACCAGGGUCGUGGUCCAAUAAACGACUUCUCCUAUGUGGAUUUGCCAGGCCACUACAUGGACUUUUUCAAACUCUACGAUCCCGUUGGAGGUGAACAUUUUAAUAUAUUUGCAGCUGGUUUAAAAGCUGCUGAUCGUUUGGUUACUGUUAGCCAUGGUUAUGCUUGGGAGUUAAAAACACCUGAAGGUGGUUGGGGACUGCAUGGGAUCAUUAAUGACAAUGACUGGAAAUUCCAAGGAAUUGUUAACGGAAUCGAUACCCGAAGUUGGAAUCCCAAGUUUGAUAUGUACCUACAGUCUGAUGGUUACACCAACUACUCUUUGGAAACUCUUCAAAUGGGAAAAUCCCAAUGCAAGGCUGCUCUACAACGUGAGCUUGGUCUGCCUGUCCGUGACAAUGUUCCUAUCAUUUCCUUUAUUGGAAGAUUAGAUGACCAGAAAGGUGUAGAUCUCAUAGCGGAUGCCAUGUCAUGGCUUGUAGAUCAGGAUUUACAGUUAAUCAUGCUGGGCACUGGAAGGCCAGACCUUGAAGAUAUGCUUCGGAAAUUUGAAAGUGAGCAUCAUGACAAGGUCAGGGGAUGGGUUGGGUUUUCUGUGAAGAUGGCUCAUCGGUUCACGGCAGGUGCUGAUGUGCUACUGAUGCCAUCGAGAUUUGAACCUUGUGGGCUGAACCAACUUUAUGCAAUGAUGUAUGGGACUGUGCCCGUUGUGCAUGCUGUUGGUGGCCUUAGAGAUACUGUAAAACAGUUCGAUCCAUUCAAUGAGACAGGUCUUGGAUGGACCUUUAAGAGGGCAGAGGCGAACAAGAUGAUUGAGGCACUGGGUCAUUGUCUGAACACGUACAGAAAUUACAAGGACAGUUGGGAGGGAUUACAGAGGCGAGGGAUGAUGCAAGACCUAAGUUGGGAUAAUGCUGCUCAGCGCUACGAAGACGUCCUUGUCGCUGCCAAGUACCAAUGGUGAUUCCAUUGCCCUUGUUGGUUCUCUAGUUCACAGCAUUUCAUUUAGCAUCCUGUUGAAUUUUCACAACUUGGGUGAGGCUACUAAGCAAUGGCACAUAUGCAAAGUUGUUCUAUAUCUGUUCUGUUUGGCGAUGGCGAGUCCAUAAAUUGAUCACAUCUUGGUGAUAUUUUCUACAUCCUUUGGUAAUCCAUCUCCUCUGUAUUGCAUGAGGAGUUGACAGCUGAUGAUUUUUUUUACUGUAAGUAAUUCUCUCGGUGUAACAUCUUGUGCAGGCUUGCUGAUUAGUUCUUUCAAGUAAAAGAUGGUGUAAAUUGUAAGAUCUUGUGCAGGCUUCUGUAUGAAAUGCUAUAGUUCUUUAGGCUGUAAAUUUGGAGCAAAGUUGUUCUAUA